GGGCGGUGAGCGGACCUAAUAAUUUGCCCAUAAAAUGACCGCUUCUUCUGACCGGGCAGCUUUGGAAAGCUAUCAGAGCAGAGGGCAGAUCUAAUGGCGGAGGCAGCUACACCCCAUCUCCUGGUAAUCCCGUUCCCUGCACACGGUCAUAUGCUUCCCCUCCUCGAUCUCUGCCACCUGCUCUCCACCCGCCAUGGCCUCACCAUCACCAUCGUCGUCACUCCCGGCAAUCUUCCCACGCUCUCCCCAAUCCUCUCCUCCUCUCCAUCCAUUUCACCUCUCAUCCUCCCUUUCCCUUCUUCCCCUUAUAUUCCCACCGGCGUCGAGAACACCUACCAGGUUCCCCCGAAUCUCAUCCGCAACUUCAUCCCCGCCCUGUCCGGCCUUCUCUACCCCAUUCUCCAAUGGUUCCAUUCCCACCCUAACCCUCCUGUGGCCAUCCUCUCCGAUUUCUUCACUUCCGCCUGGACCUUUCGUCUCGCGCAAUCCCUCUCCAUCCCCCGCCUGUCCUUCUCGCCAUCCGGCGCCUUCGGAAUCGCCACCAUCCACCAACUCUGGCGCGAGAUGCCCUCUAAUUCCGAUCCUAAUCUCCUCAUUCCUUUCCCCUCGCUACCUAACUCCCCUUCCUUCCCUCUUUCCCAACUCUCCACUCUCUUCCGCGACUACAUAAAAGGCGAUUCCGUCUCCGAAUCAAUCAAGGAAAAUUUUCUAUUGGACAUUCAAAGCUGGGGUUUCGUCGUCAACACAUUCUCCGAUCUUGAAGGCGAUUAUAUCGAACAAUUAAAGAAGGAUAUUGCGGCGGGGCACCGGCGGAUAUGGGCGGUGGGGCCACUCGUCGCUUCGCCGGUUGAGCGGAAGACCGACGCCGUUAUCAAGGAGAAGGUUCUGACCUGGCUCGAUGGCUUCCCGGAGGGAUCGGUGGUUUACGUUUGCUUCGGCAGCCAAGUUGUUCCGCCGCCGCAGCAAGCGGCGGCGAUUUCGGCAGCGCUUGAGCUCAGCGGGUUGCGAUUCCUCUGGUGCGUCAGGGAGGGGACGGAGGUUCCGGCAGGGUUUGAGGAGAGGGUGGCAGCGCGAGGGUUUGUGGUGAAGGGGUGGGCUCCGCAGGUGGAAAUUCUCGGCCACGCGGCAGUCGGGUGGUUCUUGACGCACUGUGGAUGGAACUCGGUGAUUGAGGCCGUGGUGGCGGGGGUGGCUUUGCUGACGUGGCCACACGGAGCGGACCAGUUCAUAGAUGCUCGACUGUUGGAGGACGCCGGCAUGGCUGUCAGGGUGGCCGAGGGAAGGUCUACGGUGCCGGAAGCUCAGGAGCUGGCCAGGAUUUUGGCAGCAGCGGUGGGUGGAAGAAACAGUAGGGUGAGGGAGAGGGCGGCUGAGAUCAGUGAAAUGGCAAAAAAGGCGGUGGCGGAGGGCGGGAGCUCGUUCCGGGAUCUGCACUCGUUGGUGGCGGAACUGAAGAAGAUGACGGUGGCGAAUGAGCAGUCGUAUGCGGAGUUGCCUGCGUUUAAAAAUCUUAUUUAGAAUAAUAAUAUGUAUCUUUGAUCAGGGGUGUCAAAAUUCGGUACAACGAUCCAAAAAUUUCGGAUUCAGAUCGGGUUAAGAAGUUUGAUCAAUUUGUAAAAUCAGGUAAUGUUCAGGUUUACCGAGAAUCUUGAAAUCAAUCCAAUUUUGACCAUUUUUAAUUGA
Molecule: messenger RNA, 1683 nt
Organism: Dendrobium catenatum
Lineage: Eukaryota; Viridiplantae; Streptophyta; Magnoliopsida; Asparagales; Orchidaceae
Product: flavonol 3-O-glucosyltransferase UGT89B1
Exons: 1
Coding region: 94-1518 (474 amino acids)
Molecular function (GO): UDP-glycosyltransferase activity
Source: RefSeq, a predicted model, not a curated record